AUGUUUUUCAAUAGGAUAAUAGCACUUUCUCUCAUUUCAGUAGUAGUUUCGUCAGCAGCUAUAAACUCUAGGCAGUUGGACGAUGUUAAUAACUCUAUCAAUGAUGCUCUCGGUAGUUUCCAAGGGUCAGGUCAACAAUCUAAACAACAAGACACAACCCAACAAUCCACCGGCACCGACACAAAAACGAAUGAAGAAAUUACUCCAUCUGAUCCUGCCAACAUUGAUUGGAAAAAGAUUGAUCAAAUCGCACAUGCAAAAUUUACAGGUAAUGUCGAGGGUACUGUUAAGUUUGGUGGUGACUGGCAAAAGCCGACUGAUGUCGAAAUUAUUAUGGAAAAGGGUCUAGAUGACGCCAAAGGAUAUAGAUAUUCAAUCAAUACCCAUCCAAUCGAUAACAAUGAUUGUAACACCGCUGGAGACAUUUUAAACCCUGUGGGCAUACCAGAAAAUGUAGUUUGUGACGAAAAGAAGCCAGAAUACUGCAAGGCGGGUGACUUAUCUGGAAAGCAUGGUAAACUUGGAUCAAAACACGGACACGGUCGUCGCGGCCACAACAGUGGUAAUGCAAAGGACAAGUAUAGUGAUAAUUACUUGAGAUUUUUCCCACAACCCUUCUCGAUCCUCGGUAGAUCUAUGGUUAUCACAGAUGAUUCAAACAAUCGCGUCGCAUGUGCUAACAUCAUUUCAAUGAUUGACGGUACGCAAAAAGACGAGGGUAGUUUCGAAGGUACAGGCAAGGCAUCAAACUACCAAAACGAUUAUCGUGAGCCAACUAAAACUGGUGAAGGUCAAUCAAAAGUCACGCCAUUUCAAGACGGCAAGACCGUCGACGCUAAUUCUAUACCAGCGAAGUCUAAUCCAGCUAUCAAGGAGUCGCCCUCUGUUGAUCCAGGCAUUGCUAUACUUGAAGAUGAUACUUCUGAUGCUAUUUCCACAUCAAGUGUACCAUACAGAUUCGUUGGUUUGACCAUCGUCUCUGCCAUGCUCGGUGCUGUUGUACUUUAAGUGGACAGAAACUAUUUCACUUUACUUAAUUGUCUAUUUUAUUGUAUCUAUAAUUACAUCUACC
This is a messenger RNA of Wallemia mellicola CBS 633.66, 1072 nucleotides long. RefSeq lists its product as hypothetical. Gene Ontology annotation, molecular function: metal ion binding. Gene Ontology annotation, biological process: superoxide metabolic process. The coding region runs from base 1 to 1008 and encodes 335 amino acids. Lineage: Eukaryota; Fungi; Basidiomycota; Wallemiomycetes; Wallemiales; Wallemiaceae. The transcript has 3 exons. The record is from RefSeq and is a predicted model, not a curated record.